GAUGAGAAAAUGGGAUGUGAGUUUUAUCUAGAUAAACGGGCAUGGAUAGUAUCAGCAAGAUUUGCAGGGCCCUGCAGAGGGCUAGCAAUGCUUAUUAAAUAACUGCCGUAGGUGCUGUAUCAUAAAUGAGAAGCCAAGGGUGUCCGUUAAAGUCUGCAGGUGGAUUCUCAUCUGGGGAGCGCAGGCUACUGGGCAGUGAUUGAAGUGUCCAGCAGGGGGCUGGCAUUCUCUGUCUGUACUUAGCCCUGGUUCCUCUUCAGAGCCUCAGCUCAGCAGAGCUGCUGUUUGCUGGUUAAGUCAGUGACGUGCACAGCAUCCUGCCUAUAGGAUUUGAGGCUUUCUCUGUGCAGUUUUUUUUCUACCCACUUUAAACCUUCAGGUUCUAAAUAUCAGGAAAGAUAGGAAAUGCCGUAUGAAAAUAGCCGGCCAAAAGUUCUUUGUAAACUGCAGCCAGGGAGACUCAGACUAGAAUGGAGGUAGAAAGGGUUGGUACAGAGUGGGUUUAAUUCUGAGCCCUUUCUGGCCGAAUUUUUGUUGUUGUUUUGUUGUUAACUUACUGAAUAGAAACAUGUAGUACAUUGGUCAAGUGAAGACCACGGCAGCACCAGCGUCAAAAUAGUGCCAGACAGUUCUGAAUGCUAUAGUGUAUAUGUACUCUAUUUUUAUUAAAGAAGAUAAAGAGCCCAGCAUAGAUUUUUAUCCUCAUCUUCACCCAACUGCAAAAUCAAAGUUAAGCAACAGCAUCUAAGAGCACUUUUCAGGUGGGAAAGAAUCUAGAGGAUGGCUCUAAGUGAUUGUUUGCUUUUGAACUUGGAAGUGGACCACUUCUUGCACUGCAACAUCUCCAGUCACAGUGCAGAUGUCCCUAUGAACGACGACUGGUUCCACCCGGGGAUCCUGUAUGUCAUCCCUGCAAUCUAUGGGGUCAUCAUUCUGAUAGGCCUCAUCGGCAACAUCACGCUGAUCAAGAUCUUCUGUACUGUGAAGGCCAUGCGAAAUGUGCCGAACCUGUUCAUCUCCAGUCUGGCGUUGGGAGAUCUGCUCCUCUUGGUGACAUGUGCUCCCGUGGAUGCCAGCAGGUACCUGGCCGACAGAUGGCUGUUUGGCAGGAUUGGCUGCAAGCUGAUCCCUUUUAUACAGCUCACCUCGGUGGGGGUGUCUGUCUUCACCCUCACGGCUCUCUCGGCGGACAGGUACAAAGCCAUCGUCCGGCCGAUGGAUAUCCAGGCCUCUCAUGCUCUGAUGAAGAUCUGCCUCAAAGCUGCAUUGAUCUGGGUUAUCUCCAUGCUUCUGGCAAUCCCGGAGGCUGUGUUUUCUGAUCUACAUCCCUUUCAUGAGGAAAGCACCAACCAGACCUUCAUUAGCUGUGCUCCGUACCCACAUUCUAAUGAGCUGCACCCCAAAAUUCACUCCAUGGCUUCCUUCCUGGUCUUCUACAUCAUCCCACUGUCGAUUAUCUCUGUCUACUACUACUUCAUUGCUAAAAAUCUGAUCCAGAGCGCUUACAAUCUGCCUGUGGAAGGGAAUAUACAUGUCAAGAAGCAGAUCGAAUCCCGGAAGCGCCUCGCCAAGACAGUGCUGGUGUUUGUGGGCCUCUUUGCCUUCUGCUGGCUCCCCAACCACAUCAUCUACCUGUACCGCUCCUACCACUACUCGGAGGUGGACACCUCCAUGCUCCACUUCAUCACCAGCAUCUGUGCCCGCCUCCUGGCCUUCACCAACUCCUGUGUGAACCCUUUUGCCCUCUACCUGCUGAGCAAGAGUUUCAGGAAACAAUUCAACACCCAGCUCCUCUGUUGCCGCCCUGGCCUGUUGACCCGCUCUCACAGCACCGGCAGAAGUACCACCUGCAUGACCUCCUUCAAGAGUACCAACCCCUCCGUGGCCACCUUCAGUCUCAUCAACGGAAACAUCUGUCAUGAAGGGUAACAUCAUGGCAUGGAUUUCAGGAGACUGAAAUCUAGGUCCAGCUGUGUGUCCUGAGGCAAAUCCUGUCACCUCUUUGAGACUUCUAAACAGAAGGGCUGCAGAAGGCGUGUGCCAGCCAACGGCCCAGGACUGGUAAAACUGGGAAUCAACAGAUGGACGGACGCGAACCUGCUUAUUGGGACGGACUUACCUGGGCCCUUCUCCAGGGAGGCCAACUUCUUCUUCCACCUCAAGACCCUAAAAUUCCGGUGAGAGAGACCCAAGCCCCCAUGUGGUAUCACCUCUCUGCUAGGGCAGAGUGUGGCAGGGGCUGGAGCUAAGACAUUUCACGCCUGGCUUCCAAAGAUAAUCACGUUUAGCGCUUAUGUCUUUGGUGAGGGGGGAAAAAAAUCAAUUUUUUUCUGUGGAAAACCAUCUGUGUUUAUUCAAUUGACAGACACUACCUUUCAAUCUAUCUUAAAUUGAGCCUCCCUGAGGCAGGCAGCUCAACAGUGAUAGAUUAAGCAAUAAACAAGGCAGCCUGCCCACCAUCGGCCGCCGCUGGCAGGGAGGGCGCAGCUGCUGUUAGGAGUGAUAUUCCACAGCAAGAUGGUCC
This is a messenger RNA of Leopardus geoffroyi (Geoffroy's cat), 2524 nucleotides long. RefSeq names its product gastrin releasing peptide receptor (gene GRPR). The transcript is spliced from 4 exons. Gene Ontology annotation, cellular component: membrane. The record is from RefSeq and is a predicted model, not a curated record. Bases 781 to 1929 code for a protein of 382 amino acids. Gene Ontology annotation, molecular function: G protein-coupled peptide receptor activity. Gene Ontology annotation, biological process: G protein-coupled receptor signaling pathway. Lineage: Eukaryota; Metazoa; Chordata; Mammalia; Carnivora; Felidae.